Ustilaginoidea virens is the source of this 4011-nucleotide messenger RNA. RefSeq lists its product as uncharacterized. The transcript has 2 exons. The coding region runs from base 1 to 4011 and encodes 1336 amino acids. The record is from RefSeq and is a predicted model, not a curated record. Gene Ontology annotation, molecular function: ATP hydrolysis activity; ATP binding; ABC-type transporter activity. Lineage: Eukaryota; Fungi; Ascomycota; Sordariomycetes; Hypocreales; Clavicipitaceae. Gene Ontology annotation, cellular component: membrane. Gene Ontology annotation, biological process: transmembrane transport.
AUGGCCGACCCUCGUCAGGAAAAGACUGCGCCGCCUCAUUCCGACUCGGAACAGUCUUCCACCAACGGCAAGGCGAACCCUCUCGUCGAAAAGUCGCUCUUCAAACACGCAUUGGCCAAAGCCGACUCCAAGGUCGCUGCGCCGCCCCCGGCCGUCGACUCGCAUGACUCCUACAGCCAUCUCCCCCCUCAUGAGGCAGACGUCUUGAGGCGCCAAAUUGCCGUGCCCGAGCUUAAGCAGGGUGUCGCGGUCCUAUAUCGCUACGCUUCACGCAAUGAUGUCCUCAUCCUCGCUGUUUCAGCAAUCUGCGCCAUUGCCUCCGGGGCUGCUCUACCCCUCAUGACCGUCCUCUUUGCUAACCUUCAACGAACCUUUCAAGAUUUCUUCUUUUCCGGGGGAAAGAUGACGUACGACUCCUUUGUCGAUGAAAUGAGCAAAUUUGUUCUCUACUUCGUUUACCUGGCCAUUGCCGAGUUCGUCGUCACGUACAUUUGCACCGUCGGCUUCAUCUACACUGGUGAGCACCUCAGCGCCAAGAUUCGUGAGCACUAUCUAGAGAGCUGUAUGCGUCAGAACAUCGGCUUCUUCGACAAAGUCGGUGCUGGCGAGGUUACCACCCGCAUCACCGCCGACACCAAUCUCAUCCAGGAAGGCAUCUCGGAAAAGAUAUCCCUUACACUGGCCGCCAUCGCCACCUUUGUUACCGCCUUCGUCAUCGCCUUCAUCAACUACUGGAAGCUCACGCUCAUUCUCUCCGCCACCGUGUUUGCAUUGGUCGCCAAUAUCGGCAUUGCUUCACGCUUCAUCGUCAAGCACAGCAAGAACUCGCUGGAAGCCUACGCCAAAGGUGGCAUUGUCGCAGAGGAGGUUGUCAGCUCCAUCCGCAGCGCAAUCGCCUUCGGCACCCAGGAUCGCCUGGCGAAGCAAUAUUACAAGCACCUUUUGCAAGCCGAGUAUUUUGGUGUCCGUGUCAAGAGCUCCAUGGCUGUCAUGUUCGCCGGCAUGAUGAUGAUUCUCUUCCUCAACUACGGACUCGCGUUUUGGCAGGGCAGCCACUUUCUCGUCGACGGCGUCAUUCCUCUUAACAAAAUAUUGGUCAUCGUCAUGUCCGUCAUGAUUGCCGCUUUCAACAUUGGCAACGUCGCCCCAAACUUGCAGGCUUUCACCACCGCUAUUGCGGCUGCUGCCAAGAUCUUCAACACCAUCGACCGUGUUUCUCCCCUGGAUCCCGGCGAUGACAAAGGCGCCAAGAUUGAGAGCCUCGAGGGCAAUAUUCGCUUGGAAAACAUUAAGCACAUUUAUCCCUCGCGACCAGAGGUAGUCGUCAUGGAUGGCGUCAGCCUGGAGAUACCUGCUGGAAAAACUACUGCCUUGGUAGGUGCCUCUGGCUCCGGCAAGAGCACCAUUGUCGGCCUUGUGGAACGAUUUUACGAUCCGGUUCAGGGUGCCGUCUAUCUUGAUGGCCAGGACAUCAGCACUCUAAACCUGAGGUGGUUCCGACAACAGAUGGCCCUUGUCAGCCAAGAACCAACUCUCUUCGGCACCACCAUCUUCAAGAACAUCAGCCACGGACUCAUCGGAACUCGGCAUGAAAACGAACCGGAGCAUGUGCAGAGGGAGAUGGUCAUACAGGCUGCUGUCAAAGCCAAUGCCCACGAUUUCAUCUCUGCUCUUCCUGAAGGUUACGAGACAAAUGUCGGUGAACGUGGUUUCCUCUUGUCUGGUGGGCAAAAGCAACGUAUUGCCAUUGCUCGUGCCGUCGUGUCUGACCCCAAAAUUCUUCUUCUCGAUGAAGCUACAUCCGCCCUUGACACCAAGUCGGAAGGAGUCGUGCAGGCUGCCUUGGAAGUCGCAGCGGCUGGCCGGACCACCAUCACUAUUGCCCACCGCUUGUCGACCAUCAGAGACGCUUACAAUAUCGUCGUCAUGAGCGCUGGGCGUAUCGUCGAGCAAGGUACACACGAUGACCUUCUGGAGAGAAAGGGGGCGUACUACAACCUCGUCUCGGCCCAGAACAUCGCUGCCGUAGAGGACUUGAUGACGGAAGAAGAAGAAGAUUGCAUUAACCAAGAAGAGGAGGAGCUAAUCCGAAGAAAGUCGGCCAUGCAGGAUGGCCAAUGCGCGGUCGAUGCUGAUGACGACAUUGCUGCCAAGCUAGGUCGUUCGACUACGCGGAAAUCCGCGUCCAGCGUUGCACUUGAGCGGAAAACCCCCGAGAAAGAGAAGAAAUACAGUCUCUGGACUCUGUUGCGUUUGAUCACGUCCUUCAACGCGGAUGAAUGGCACUUGAUGGCCUUUGGCCUCGUUUUCGCCGCCAUCUGUGGUGGUGGCAACCCCACCGCCUCGGUCUUUUUCGCCAAGCAAGUCGUUAUUUUAUCACAGCCCGUCACGCCCAGCAAUCGACACGAAAUCAAGAAGGAUUCCGACUUUUGGAGCGCCAUGUAUCUGAUGCUUGCUAUUGUUCAAUUCCUGGCCUUUGCCGCUCAGGGCAUCGCCUUUGCCGUGUGUUCUGAGCGCCUCGUCCGCCGCGUUCGUGACCGUGCCUUCAGAGCCAUUCUCAGACAAGAUGUUGCCUUCUUCGACAAGGACGAGAACACUGCUGGUGCUCUGACAUCCUUCCUCUCCACCGAGACCACUCAUGUCGCGGGUCUCAGUGGUGCGACUCUGGGAACUUUGCUCAUGAUGUCGACCACUCUGGUUGCCGCUUGCGCCACCAGCCUGGCCAUUGGUUGGAAGCUGUCCCUUGUUUGCAUCUCCACCAUGCCCGUCCUUCUUGGCUGCGGGUUUUUCCGAUUCUGGAUGCUUGCGCACUUUUCACGGCGAUCCAAGGCUGCUUAUGCCUCUUCAGCCACCUUUGCCUCAGAGGCCAUCUCGGCUAUCCGCACCGUUGCCGCUCUGACUCGCGAGCAAGAUGUUUUGCGGCAGUAUCGAGAGUCGCUCGCUGCACAGCAACGUCGCAGUCUGAUUUCGGUUCUCAAGUCUAGCUCGCUGUAUGCCGCCUCUCAGUCAUUGCUCUUUUUGUGCUUCGCCCUAGGCUUCUGGUACGGAGGCACUCUUAUCGGCAAGGGCGAGUAUGACAUAUUCCAGUUCUUCCUGUGCUUCAUGGAGGUCGUCUUUGGGGCCCAAUCCGCGGGGGCCAUCUUCUCGUUUGCGCCCGACAUGGGCAAAGCUCACCAUGCCGCGGCCGAGCUCAAGACACUGUUUGAUCGCCAGCCCACCAUUGACUCGUGGUCCGACGAGGGCGAGCGCUUGCCAGACGUUGACGGCGCUGUCGAGUUCCGCAACGUCCAUUUCCGAUACCCCACUCGACCGGAAGUUCCUGUCGUCCGUGGCCUCAACCUUGCCAUCCGUCCUGGCCAAUACGUCGCCUUGGUCGGUGCCUCGGGUUGCGGCAAGAGCACGACCAUUGCCCUUCUGGAGCGGUUCUACGACCCUCUCUCUGGAGGGGUAUUUGUCGACGGCAAGGAGAUCAGAACGCUCAACAUCAACGACUACCGCUCCCACAUUGCUCUCGUCAGCCAAGAGCCGACACUGUAUCAAGGAACUAUCAAGGAUAACAUUGUUCUCGGGAGCGCGAACGAAGCCGUGACCGACGAGGCCAUUGAGUUUGCUUGCCGUGAAGCCAACAUUUACGACUUCAUCAUCUCCCUGCCAGAAGGUUUCAAUACCAUUGUCGGCAGCAAGGGGACCUUGCUGUCCGGUGGCCAAAAGCAACGUAUUGCCAUUGCCCGAGCUCUUAUUCGCGAUCCCAAAAUCUUACUUCUUGACGAGGCAACGUCGGCGCUCGACUCUGAAUCCGAGCACGUCGUCCAGGCCGCACUUGAUAAGGCGGCCAAGGGUCGCACGACGAUUGCCGUGGCCCAUAGACUAAGCACCAUCCAAAAGGCCGACGUAAUCUAUGUCUUUGAUCAAGGUCGCAUUGUAGAGACGGGAACUCACUCGGAGCUGAUGAAGAGGAACGGACGAUAUGCCGAGCUGGUUAACCUUCAAAGCCUGGCCAAGCAUGGCUAG